AUGAAGCUCUCCAGCUCCCUCCUCACCCUGGCCAGCCUGGCGCUGGCCAACCUUUCCACAGCCCUGCCCAAAGCCUCUCCUGCACCAAGCACCAGCAGCAGCAGCGCCUCCACCUCCUUCGCCAGCACCUCGGGCCUCCAAUUCAGCAUCGACGGCGAAACCGGUUACUUCGCCGGAACGAACAGCUACUGGAUCGGCUUCCUAACAGACGACUCGGACGUCGACCUGGUGAUGAGCCACCUAAAGUCAUCCGGCCUCAAGAUCCUCCGCGUAUGGGGCUUCAACGACGUCACCACACAGCCCUCCUCCGGCACAGUCUGGUACCAACUGCACCAGGACGGCAAAUCAACAAUCAACACCGGCGCCGACGGUCUCCAGCGCCUCGACUACGUCGUCUCAUCCGCCGAACAACACGGCAUCAAAUUGAUCAUCAACUUUGUCAACUACUGGACCGACUACGGUGGUAUGUCCGCGUACGUGAGCGCGUAUGGCGGAUCCGACGAGACAGAUUUCUAUACGAGUGAUACAAUGCAAUCUGCGUAUCAGACGUAUAUCAAGACGGUCGUGGAGCGGUAUAGUAACUCGUCGGCGGUGUUUGCGUGGGAGUUGGCGAAUGAGCCGAGAUGUCCCAGUUGUGAUACUACUGUGUUGUAUGAUUGGAUUGAGAAGACGAGUAAGUUUAUUAAGGGGUUGGAUGCGGAUCAUAUGGUUUGCAUUGGUGAUGAGGGCUUCGGCCUCAACACCGACUCGGACGGCAGCUACCCGUACCAAUUCGCCGAGGGCCUGAACUUCACCAUGAACCUCGGUAUCGAUACUAUUGACUUUGGCACUCUCCACUUGUACCCUGAUAGCUGGGGCACCUCCGACGACUGGGGCAACGGAUGGAUCAGCGCACACGGCGCGGCAUGCAAAGCGGCCGGCAAGCCCUGUCUACUGGAGGAAUACGGCGUCACCUCGAACCACUGCAGUGUGGAGAGCCCGUGGCAGCAGACAGCCCUCAACACGACGGGCGUCAGCGCAGAUCUGUUCUGGCAGUACGGUGAUGAUUUGAGCACGGGCGAGUCGCCGGAUGAUGGGAAUACUAUCUACUAUGGGACGAGCGAUUAUGAGUGUUUGGUCACGGAUCAUGUGGCUGCUAUUGAUAGCGCGUAG
Aspergillus eucalypticola CBS 122712 is the source of this 1152-nucleotide messenger RNA. RefSeq names its product glycoside hydrolase 5 family protein. The record is from RefSeq and is a predicted model, not a curated record. Bases 1 to 1152 code for a protein of 383 amino acids. Gene Ontology annotation, molecular function: hydrolase activity, hydrolyzing O-glycosyl compounds. The transcript has 3 exons. NCBI's taxonomy places the organism in Eukaryota, Fungi, Ascomycota, Eurotiomycetes, Eurotiales, Aspergillaceae.